Molecule: messenger RNA, 2111 nt
Organism: Pararge aegeria (speckled wood butterfly)
Lineage: Eukaryota; Metazoa; Arthropoda; Insecta; Lepidoptera; Nymphalidae
Product: protein tweety-like
Exons: 15
Coding region: 390-2021 (543 amino acids)
Cellular component (GO): plasma membrane
Molecular function (GO): volume-sensitive chloride channel activity; intracellularly calcium-gated chloride channel activity
Source: RefSeq, a predicted model, not a curated record
UUGCGCAGUGGACGUGUGUAUUAAGUGCUAGUGUUUAUUUUAAGAAAUGCUAAAUUUCUCCUAUUUUGUAACAGACUGCUGGACGUUUUAUGACUUAAUUCGAUCGUGAUACUGUUCGAUUUAUAAAUUUUGAUUAUUUCCGUGUGUGAACUAUAGUAUAGUGUUUUAUUUUCGUUGAAUUUGAGUUAAGUGGCUGUGCAAGGUUUAGUCCCCCACGGCACGAGAUUUGGACCGCUUUUCUACGAUUUGAGCUAUUCUGAGAUUCCUGUUAUGUUCUUCACUAAUUUCGUGAUGCGUUCCCGGUAAAGGCGUAUGUCUUUAUUUGCACACAACAUGGCGUCGUAGGAGGUGGAUUAUUGUUUGUAGAGGUGAGCUGGUGAGCGGCGGGCAUGGGCGCGGCGGGCCCGUCGGACGAGUACUCGCCGCCGCGGCUGGCGCGGCUUCUGCACGCCCUGCCACACAUCAACGUGACGCUGCACCGCGUCAACGACACCUUCGCGCCCAACUCGCCCAUCUACCUCGAGAGCUUGGGGAUCCUGGGCUCGAUACCUGGUGCAUGGCUCAUCCUUACCCUGACGGUGCUGCUCAUAUACUUGCUCACGAGAUGCUGCGACAGGAAGCAAAGGCCGCCGAGGAGUAUCACCGCACUUAAGAUAACGUUGAUGAUAUUGGCGGUGCUAUCAUGCGGGGCGAUCGGCGUUGGUCUCUUCGGCAACGACGACCUUCACAAUGCGAUGCUGCAGAGCAUCCAGGCGGGCAACAGCCUUGCACAGCUAGUCAACACUGUAAAGAAUCAGUCAAGUAUUCUAGAAGAAGCCAUGGGAUCUCGAGCACGAGCUCCUCUAGCACGUUUGGCGGACGCACUGGACGCCCCAGUGGCGAACCAGACCGCCUUGGGCACUCUGCUGAGGGCGUUGUCCGCUUUGAGGAACAACGCCAGCGCGGCCGCCUCCGCCGCUGAUAACCUCCGAAGGCCACUGGCUGCUCUGAACCUGGACGCUUUUAUGAAGCGGCUGUGGGUGUGGGAGGCGGCGAGGUGGGCGGGCGGCAUGGUGGGCUGGUGCUGCGGCGGCGGUAUUUGCGUGGCAUUGCUGGCGGCAGCCGCGCGACGGUCGCGACGCGCUCUUUUGCUACUUUGCGUUUGUGCUCUGGGGGCUCUAGUGGCCUGCUGGGCGGUGGGUGCGGCGCUGGCGGCGGGUGCGGUGGCCGCGGCCGAUGCCUGUCAGGACCCAGCCAGGGCUCUGGCCUUGCACGCACCCCACAGAUUGCCCGUCGACAUGGUCCAUUACUACCUGUCGUGCAAAGUGUCGCGCGAGAACGUGCUCACCGCAGAGUUGCGGAACGCACAGCGCGCGGUGGUGGCAGUGCGACAGGCGUUGGCGGUACUGUCCAGAGGCGCGCCGCAGCUGUUCAACGACCCCGGUCUCCAACCAGCGUUGGGCGCGUUGGGUGCUGGCACGGGUGAGGCAGAGAGGGCGCUGGUGUCCCUCAGCGGAGCCCUAGAGUGUCGCAUGGCGCGGGCCUAUUUCGUCACCGCCGCGAGAGCCGCCUGCGACGGUGGCUUGCAGGCGCUGUCGAUCCAGCUGCUGGCAGCAAUCGUGGCCGGACUAUUGUUUACUGCUAUCGUUCUAGUCGAUUCCCACGCUUGGAUCUACAUUAAUACUAAGCGUAGUGUGUCCGGGGAGGAACAGGCUCCGUUCCUAUCAACCGGAAGUGCGGGCUCCCGGACUCUGCCCAGACCUGCGCCCUUCCCCAACGGAAAGCCGCCCUCUUAUAGUGCCGCGGUUCAGCUCAUGGACCUCUCUGAUAGAGAUAGAGAUCGCGAACGACCACGGUCUCGCAUGUCGGGCAGCGCGACGCUGGGGCGUGCGAGCGGCGGCGGCGCGGCGCUGGGCGCUGGGCUGGGCGGCGGGCUGGGCGCGUUGGGCGGCUCGCACACGCUGGGGCGCGCGCCGCACAACGGCAAGUACGCCACGCUCAGCAAGCAGUGCAAGACGCUGGAGAGCAACGACUUCUACUGAGAGCGGGCGGGCGGCGCGGCCGAACACACUGCAGGUCAGGCUAACCGCACAGUGCCCCUGAACCGGUUCGACCCCAAGUAUGCCUCGUUC